CCUUAUAUAAGAUAGCAGGUCAGCUGUACAGGCAAAGGUGCCAGUAGCUUUGGGCUUUCAACCUAACGUUUCCAAUCGCACUUUUUUUCAGAAAGGCCUCAAGUUGCACUUAUUGCUAAUCAUCCAUAAAUAUAUUUGAGCGGCUAUGCAUGCUUACAAGAGAAAGCUCUUCGUACAUAACAUUUGACUCUGUCGCUCUAGUUGGUGACAAGGCAGUCAGUUAGCCCCUAAUCUGCGCUAUGGAUGUCACGUUGCAAGAGGUACCGCUUCCUGGGACAGCGCUGGCGGAGGAGCUCGACCAACGGCUCCUAAUCGUGUUACGCGAUGGCCGCAAGGUGCUGGGCGUGCUACGGUCAUUUGAUCAGUUUGCCAACCUCGUGAUUGAGGGGGCAGUAGAACGGAUUAUCGUGGGUGAUCAAUAUGGCGACAUACCCCUGGGUCUGCAAGUCAUCCGUGGCGAGAACGUCGUGUUGCUAGGGAGAGUCGAUGAGGAGAAGGACGCGCCGGAGGGCCUCACACAAGUCUCCCCCGCAGCCAUAAAAGAAGCACUGAAGGGUGAGAAAGAGUUGAAUAAGCUUAAAAGUACGAUACGGGCACGGAUGGACUUCCUGGACUUGGAAUGACGCUCGAGAGCUGGGAGUUGGGGGUUUCUGGAAGAGUGUGAAGCAUGAUGUGGUUGAUAACGCGUUGGCAAGGGGAGUGGAGAUCCUGGUGCAGGUCCCCCAAGGCAUGGGUGUCUUUCAAUGACCUUCACAUGGUGUGUGUGUCCAGCUGGUUUUGGGGGCGGUAAGGCAUAGUUGGCCGGCGCUGCUCAUGCGCCGCGUAGACUGGCCAAUACUUGGACACUUCUGCCGCUAGGUAUCUGUGCACGCGCACGGCUCGUCCUCGCACGCUGCCGGCCUAACACGUCUGCGAAAGCUACCAGCAACCCCUCGUCGUACAGGGUUCGCACAUUUAUACACGGGCGAUGUUGAAAUGCCGGAGAACAUGUGGAGAGACCAAAGAGUGUUCCAGAUUGUGUUCAGUACCGUUGGACCCACUUGGAGUUCGGGUUUUUUUGAAAUAGAUGUUAGCCUGGUCUUGCGUUACGCUACAUGCGCUGUUGGCACGGUGUUUGCGUAAACGACGCCAUUGUUG
Messenger RNA from Volvox carteri f. nagariensis, 1137 nucleotides. RefSeq lists its product as uncharacterized. The coding region runs from base 240 to 623 and encodes 127 amino acids. Gene Ontology annotation, molecular function: RNA cap binding. Lineage: Eukaryota; Viridiplantae; Chlorophyta; Chlorophyceae; Chlamydomonadales; Volvocaceae. Gene Ontology annotation, cellular component: P-body; Lsm1-7-Pat1 complex. Gene Ontology annotation, biological process: deadenylation-dependent decapping of nuclear-transcribed mRNA. The record is from RefSeq and is a predicted model, not a curated record. The transcript has a single exon.